AUGUCUUCGGUGACUAAUACGCAAGUAUUGUCGCAUAGGAAUUUAUGUGGCAUUCCUUUUGACAAAGUUUUACCCGGUCAAAGGAUUCUCAAAGUUCUAGUUGUUCGUGGUUUAUCAUUAAUGAAAAGGGAUAUAUUUGGCACUACUGAUCCAUACUGCCGACUAAGUCUCUACCGCGACGUUCGUCAGACUUCUUGCCUUGGAAAUAGCGUUCGCACUCGUACAAUCAAACGAAGUCUCGACCCCGAGUGGAAUGAGGAAUUCUAUUUUCGUGUAAACCCUGAAAGUAAUCGACUGAUCUUCGAGAUUUUUGAUGAAAAUCGGAUUACUCGUGACAACUUUCUUGGCUAUGUUUCCAUCUCCCUUCCUCAAACCGAUAUUCCCGUUGACGGAGCUGAGAACCUCUCUCGUAACACGGCAAAAUCUUAUUUGCUCAAACAAAGAAGAACCCUGUCUAGCGUUCAAGGAAGGCUUGUGAUCGGUCUCUCCUACCUCCCCCAUACCGUCGAUAUUCGACAUACCCAGAUAACUGACAAUGUGCUCAAAAUGUCUUCUGCUUCUAGUCGUCUCUCCCUUCCCAGUGCAGCAUUACUCCCUCCUCCAACCAAUGCCUCAAUUAAUCCUUCUUUAUCCAUCCCUGACACAACAAACAAUCAUUCAGAAGACCCUGUUGUUGUCUCAUCAAUAGUACAACAACAAGCGCAAUCUUCAUCUCAGUUAUCGCCAGCACCUCCUUAUUCUACGAGUUCACCGCCACCAAGGCCGUCAUCACUAACUCCCCCAGAAAUGGAAUCGUCGUUGACAAUGUCAUGCUCUACUAUUACGGAUGGGGGAGUUGCAGAGAAUAGGGCUUUGCCUGAGGGGUGGGAUGAACGAAUAGACCAGAAUGGAAGAACUUAUUAUGUAGAUCAUAUUCAUAAGAGAACACAGUGGGAUCGUCCAAUGAGUGAACUUCCAGAGGGCUGGGAACGAAAAACGGACGCUUGUGGUCGGGUCUAUUACAUCGAUCAUAUCAAUCAUCGCACGACCUGGUUUAGUCCGCUAAGUCCCGAAAACGAAGGCAGAACACCGGGUAGUGAAAAUGAUGAUCCCUCCACAUACGCUAUUGCUUGUGAUGUCAGUCGAGAUGCUAUGGAUGCUCGUAGAACUCUUCGCCACGGUGUACAAACGCUUCACUAUCAAACUCGUUCCCCGUACAUGAAUACCUUAUCGCCUGAACAACAAGAGCAAGCAGCACAGACCAUGUACCUACGUAGACAUCAAGUUAGGGCAGAGGAUACCACUCCCCAAACGGAAGAUGUAAUUGAUGGCUCUCAAGAGCCAAAGGCGGACACCCAUGAUUUGGAGAAUGAAGAGCUAGAAUCUACGCAUGAAGUACGCAUUCCUACCUUAGCAUCAUCUCCUGGAGCGUCAGGUGAAGUAGUUCCUUCUUCCAGCGCACUCGAAUCAACAUCAGUAAAUUCUCAUUCAUCUCCACAAACUGAAGGACAACAGCAACAGCAAGAACAGCAGACAAUGCCUCCAGCCACUCUUGCGAUGACGGUACCUGACGGUUCUGUUUCUGGGUCUGAACAGCGUAUUUCUGUCGUAAAUCACAAUGACGACCCUCUUCCGCCGGGUUGGCAAAUGGCACUCACAGCAAAUGGACGUCCGUUCUUUAUCAACCACAAUGACCAAACUACUACGUGGAAAGAUCCACGAAAGAGGGGUGACAAUUCCCUGACCGGCAAAUCGGAGACUUCUAUAACUUCCGUUAUGGCAAAGGACGCCCAACGACACGAUAUGCCUUCUCUAGGCCCUCUUCCGCCUGGUUGGGAAGAACGGGUUCACACAAACGGUCGGAUUUUCUAUAUCAAUCAUAACGCUCGAGCAACACAAUGGGAAGAUCCCCGAUUAGAGCGUUUGGGAGGACCUGCUGUGCCAUACUCUCGAAAUUAUCGACAAAAAUACGAGUACUUCAGAUCCCGUCUGAGAGCUCCUCGUGAUUUGUCUGCCAAAUUUGAAAUUCGGGUCACUCGGACUGGAGUGUUUGAGGACUCAUUCCGUCUGAUCUAUUCUGUGAAGAAACCUGAAAUAUUGAUGCAUCGGCUUUGGAUCGAAUUCUUGGGAGAAAAGGGACUCGACUAUGGAGGUGUUCAGAGGGAGUGGUUCUUUUUGCUUUCAAGAGAAAUGUUUAAUCCAUACUAUGGGUUGUUUGAGUACUCUGCGGCCGAUAAUUAUACACUUCAAAUAAACCCUCUCUCCGGAUUGGCUAAUGAGAAUCAUCUGCGAUACUUCAAAUUCAUUGGUCGUGUCUGUGGUAUGGCUGUCUACCACGGAAAACUGGUUGACGGUUUCUUUAUUCGUCCCUUCUAUAAAAUGAUGCUAGGACGCAAGAUUGGUCUUAAGGAUAUGGAGUCAGUUGACUCGGAAUACUAUCGAAGUCUAAAGUACAUUCUUGAAUCGGAUCCACGGAGCCUUGAACUCACAUUCGCUGUAGAUGAGGAACACUUCGGUGAAACUUUCGAAGUCGAGUUGAUUCCCAACGGAAAGAACGUUCCCGUCACGAAUGCCAAUAAACGGGAUUAUAUCGAACGUAUCAUAAACUGGCGAUUUGUGUCUCGAGUGGAGCACCAAAUGUGCGCCUUUUUAGAGGGUUUCAAUGACUUAAUUCCUCUCGAAACUUUGCAGUUAUUCGAUGCGAAUGAACUCGAAUUAUUAAUGUGUGGUCUUCAGGACAUUAAUGUCCACGAUUGGAAGGCGAACACACUUUACAAGGGUGAAUACCACGCCAAUCAUCCGGUAAUUGUAAAUUUCUGGAAGACUCUCUAUACGUUCACAAACGAGUUGAGGAGUCGUCUAUUACAAUUCGUUACUGGAACAUCUCGCGUGCCAAUGAACGGAUUUGUUGAGUUGUGGGGAUCUGCGGGGCCCCAAAAAUUCACAAUUGAAAGCUGGGGCACUCCGGAUCAGCUCCCACGCGCCCAUACAUGUUUCAAUCGAUUGGAUUUACCGCCCUAUGAAACUUUUGAUGAAUUACGUUGCAAGCUGAUAAUAGCGAUCGAAAAUGCGGAAGGUUUUGAGGGUGUUGAUUAA
Molecule: messenger RNA, 3075 nt
Organism: Rodentolepis nana
Lineage: Eukaryota; Metazoa; Platyhelminthes; Cestoda; Cyclophyllidea; Hymenolepididae
Source: the annotation of a GenBank genome assembly